Lichtheimia ornata is the source of this 1602-nucleotide messenger RNA. RefSeq lists its product as uncharacterized. The record is from RefSeq and is a predicted model, not a curated record. The coding region runs from base 1 to 1602 and encodes 533 amino acids. The transcript is spliced from 6 exons. NCBI's taxonomy places the organism in Eukaryota, Fungi, Mucoromycota, Mucoromycetes, Mucorales, Lichtheimiaceae. Gene Ontology annotation, molecular function: carbohydrate:proton symporter activity. Gene Ontology annotation, cellular component: membrane. Gene Ontology annotation, biological process: carbohydrate transport; transmembrane transport.
AUGGCACCGAUCAUCGCAGUACGAGAAGCUAAAGGUGAUCCCAACAUCAAAUCAGAUGCUGGAUGGCUCCUUUACGUGAACACUGCAUUUGCAGCUCUGGGUGGUUUUCUUUUUGGAUAUGAUUUUGGAGUGACCAGUAGCGUCAUGGUGAUGCAUCCAUUUCAAGUUUAUUUUGCUCCUUUGACACCAGCAUUAAAGGGUGCCCUUAACUCGCUUAUGGGAUGUGGUGCUGUUAUUGGAUGCAUGAUUGCAGGCUGGAUGUCGGAUCGAUGGGGUCGCCGUGACAGUAUUUGUGUUUCAGCCAUCGUUUUCAUUGUGGGUGGUGUAUUGCAAACGGCCUCUGUUCAUAUUGGUAUGCAGUUGAUUGGUCGUUUCAUCUCUGGACUUUCAGUGGGUGCCUGUUCUGUAUUAUCACCCAUGUACAACGCUGAAUUGGCUCCCAAGGAAAUUCGUGGUCGUCUUGUGGGUUUCCAACAACUCAUGAUCAAUACGGGUUUACUUUGCUCUGGAUGGCUUGGCUUUGGAACAAACUACAUUACCAACGACUGGUCAUGGCGUAUCCCUUAUCUUGUCCAAGUCAUCCCUGCUAUUGUCCUUUGCCUUGCUCCUUUUGUCCUUCCACGCUCUCCACGCUGGCUAGUGGAAAAGGGACGUAUUGAUGAAGCCCAUCGCGUCCUUGCCAAAAUCCAUGGCCGUGGUGAUAUGGAUCAUCCUUACGUCAAGAUGGAGUUGCAAGAAAUCAAAGAUAACGUCGAACUUGAAAACAACAUCUCGGUCAACAACUACUGGGACAUGCUCAAGGAUCGAAAGAAUAGCCGUGUGUUAUGGGUCGGCUGCUCAAUUGCUGUAUUCCAACAACUCACAGGUGCCAAUGUGAUCAUGUACUAUGCUCCUAUUAUGUUUAAACAAGCAGGGUUGGAGGGUGACAUGUCACUGCUUGCCAACGGCAUUGACUACAUUGUCAUGGUUGUAUUUUGUCUUCCAGGCAUGUGGCUCGUUGACAAGAUAGGUCGUGUCAAACUUAUGAUCAUCGGCUCCGUUGGCAUGUGCUGUGGCUUUUUUAUCAUGGCAGGAUUGUAUGGUGGAUGCGGAUACAAGGAAUGGUCCGAAGAAGACCUCAUGAACGUUGUUAAUAUGUCGGAACACCCUCAGGCAGCAUCAGCAGUCAUUGCAUUCAUUUUCAUCUUUGUCGCCUUCUAUGGUACAACGUGGGCACCCGUCGCAUGGAUUUAUAUUGCUGAAAUCUUCCCAUUACGCAUCCGUUCCAAGGGUUUUGCCUUUGCCUCAGCCCUUUUGUGGUGUGCCAACAUCCUCGUGGGUCAAGUCACUCCUGUGCUUAUGGACAAGAUCACAUAUGGCACCUAUAUUGUGUACGGCGCUAUUGGGUUAAUUAUGCUUGCAUGGAUCAUCCUCUUUGCUCCAGAGCCUAAAGGCCUUUCACUUGAAGAGAUGGAAGUCAUUUUCCAUGGUCCUAUCAUUGUCACCAACCUCGACUACGAAGCGUAUUUGGAGGCACACAGAGAAGAAAUCGAACAAAAGCGUGCCGAAGUCGAAGCAGCAGCCGCUGGCGGUAAAACAACAAAGAUUGAAGAGACGUCUUAA